Didymodactylos carnosus is the source of this 1131-nucleotide messenger RNA. The record is from the annotation of a GenBank genome assembly. Lineage: Eukaryota; Metazoa; Rotifera; Eurotatoria; Philodinida; Philodinidae.
AUGUGCGAUAAUACACCUCGAAAAAUCAACUUUGGACCCGGACCAGCGCAGUUACCUAUCGAAGUUUUACACAAUGUACAAAAGGAAUUUUUUAGUUUUGAUAACUGUGGCUCUAAUGUUAUGGAGCUUAGUCAUCGUUCACCAGCAUUUUCGAAAAUAAUCGAUGACGCUGAAAAGGAUAUCAGAGAAUUAUUAUCAAUUCCAGAUACUUAUGCGGUUUUAUUUUUACAGGGUGGUGCCACGGGACAAUUUAGUGCUAUUCCCAUGAAUUUAAUAAAUUUAAAACCCUCUCAAACAGCAGAUUAUUUAGUAACUGGCUAUUGGUCUGAAAAAGCAGCAAAAGAAGCGGAAAAAUAUGGAAAAGUGAAUUACGUUAUUCCAAAACAAGAAAAAUAUCAUGAUGUUCCUGAGCAGACUACGUGGAAUUUAACCGAUGAUGCAUCUUACUUUUAUUACUGUGCUAAUGAAACAAUUCACGGUGUAGAAAUUCAUGAUGUACCAGUUUUACCAAAUAAAGCCCAAAUUGUUUGCGAUAUGUCAUCAAAUUUUCUUACAAGACAAGUAGAUGUGACUAAGUUUGCUAUUAUAUUUGCUAGUGGUCAAAAAAAUUUUGGUUGUAGUGGAAUAGUACUUGUUAUUGUACGAAAAGAUCUUAUUGGUAAUGCGAUGAAGAGUACGCCGGUUAAUUUUGAUUUUAAAGUACAACUAAGCAACAAUUCAAUGUACAAUACACCACCAACAUUUUCAAUUUACAUAUCAAACAAAAUGUUUGAUUGGAGUAAACGACAAGGUGGUAUAAAAGCAUUGGAAAAACAAUCAAAAAUAAAAUCGGAUCUAAUCUAUAGUGCUAUUGAUCAAUCAAAUCGAUUUUAUCUUAGUGAAAUUAAUCCGUCAUAUCGUAGUCGUGUAAACAUUCCGUUUCGAAUAGCGAUCAAUGGUGUACCAGAUGAAAAAUUAGAAAAAUUGUUUCUUGAAGAAGCAUUAAGAUUAAAUAUGAUUGAAUUAAAAGGACAUCGAGCAGUUGGUGGAUUACGUGUUUCAUUGUACAAUGGUAUUACAAUUGAAGAAACAGAAAAACUCGCUCAAUUAAUGAGAACCUUUCAAACAAUACAUUGUGUUGAAGCAGCUUAA